Molecule: messenger RNA, 1276 nt
Organism: Cucurbita moschata (crookneck pumpkin)
Lineage: Eukaryota; Viridiplantae; Streptophyta; Magnoliopsida; Cucurbitales; Cucurbitaceae
Product: F-box protein At5g50450
Exons: 3
Coding region: 143-1195 (350 amino acids)
Molecular function (GO): protein binding
Source: RefSeq, a predicted model, not a curated record
GAUCACUUCAUGCUCUAACUACGAUCCAAAUCUGGCUUCCUAUAAUCCUCCAUUAACGGACCUCAAUCGUUUGCAGUCCUUUCAUGACGGUUCCAUUUUCAAGGUGAAGGCCACAACGACGACCAAUCUAUUACACUCUGGAAUGGUGUGCAACAAAAGGAGGAGAACUUCGACCACCACCGCCGCCGGGAUUCAUGAUCUCUUCGACGAUUUGCCGGAUGAUUUACUCGUCCUCCUCCUCGGCAAACUUAGCGCCAACGCUUCUUCUCCUUCAGAUCUCGUCAAUGUUAUGUUGACAUGUAAGAGGUUCAAUCGAUUGGCUCUGCAUCCGAUGGUGCUAUCGAAAGCUGGACCUAAAGCAUUUGAAAUCCGAAUUAAAAACUGGUGCGAAUCGACUCAUCGAUUCCUGAAAUUGUGCGUUUCUGCCGGUAAUGUUGAAGCGUGCUACACUCUAGGAAUGGUCGAAUUUUAUUGUAUGAAGAACAGAGGAAAUGGAGCUUCGUUAAUGGCGAAGGCCGCGAUUAAAUCUCAUCCGUUGGCGCUUUACUCCCUCGCAAUCGUACAGUUUAAUGGAAGCGGUGGUUCAAAGAGCGACAAGAAUCUUCGUGCAGGUGUGGCUUUGUGCGGACGAGCCGCUUGUCUCGGUCAUAUCGAUGCGCUUCGCGAACUAGGUCACUGUCUUCAAGACGGUUACGGCGUCGCUCAAAACGCGUCCGAGGGACGUCGUCUCUUAAUCGAAGCCAACGCGCGUGAGCUCGCGUCGAUAACAAACUCCUCUCUCCGCCGUCUCAACUGCUCCGUCGACCGCCCUACCACGACGGAUUCCAGCGGAUCGCUUCUUAGUGAUUUCGGCUACAACAUUCCGGCGCCGGAGGUUCAUCCGGCGAAUCAAUUUUUAAGAGAUUGGUUCACUUCUGGCCGUGGAUUUAUCGCUGAAGGUUUGAGACUCUGCUCGAAUAGUGGCUGUGGAAGGCCAGAGACUCGGCUUCAUGAGUUCCGGCGGUGCUCGGUUUGUGGUAAUGUAAACUAUUGCUCACGAGGUUGCCAAGCUCUGGACUGGAAAUUGCAGCACAAGACGGAAUGUGCGCCGUUUGACCGGUGGCUGAUCGAGGACGACGACCUCGAAGACGACGACGACGACGGCGUAAACAGAAUAGAGCAGUUCGGAGACGGUGUGAAUGUGGAAACGGAAUGAUAUUUGAUUAUUAAAGGCAAAGAUUUCUCUUGUUGUUUGACAUCACUUUUACCCUUUUAAAAUUCUUUUUAUUUUAUUUUA